This is a messenger RNA of Acanthosepion pharaonis, 2385 nucleotides long. The record is from the annotation of a GenBank genome assembly. Lineage: Eukaryota; Metazoa; Mollusca; Cephalopoda; Sepiida; Sepiidae.
AUGAACAGCUCUCCCUUCCUCUCUACCCACUCUCUAUUUACUGCAUCUCUUCUUUUAAACAGCUCUCUUCUUCUCCCCCUCUCUCACUCAUUCUCUCUCUUUCUAUUCACUGCAUCUAUCUCUUCUUUUAAACAGCUCUCUUCUUCUCCCCCUCUCUCACUCAUUCUCUCUCUUUCUAUUCACUCUCUAUUCACUGCAUCUAUCUCUUCUUUUAAACAGCUCUCUUCUUCUCCCCCUCUCUCCUCAUUCUCUCUCUCUUUCUAUUCACUGUAUAUAUCUCUUCUUUUAAACAGCUCUCUUCUUCUCCCCCUCUCUCCUCAUUUCUCUCUCUUUCUAUUCACUGCAUCUAUCUCUUCUUUUAAACAGCUCUCUUCUUCUCCCCUCUCUCUCUCAUUCUCUCUCUCUUUCUAUUCCCUGUAUCUAUCUCUUCUUUUUCUAUUCAGCUCUCUUCUUCUCUUCCCCCUCUCUCCUCAUUCUCUCUCUCUUUCUAUUCACUCUCUCUUCUUCUGCAUCCCCCCUCUCCUCCCCAUUCUCUCUCUCUUUCUAUUCACUGCAUCUAUCUCUUCUUUUAAACAGCUCUCUUCUUCUCCCCUCUCUCAUUCAUUCUCUCUCUUUCUAUUCACUGUAUCUAUCUCUUCUUUUAAACAGCUCUCUUCUUCUCCCCUCUCUCACUCAUUCUCUCUCUCUUUCUAUUCACUGCAUCUAUCUCUUCUUUUUAAACAGCUCUCUUCUUCUCCCCCUCUCUCUCUCAUUCUCUCUCUCUUUCUAUUCACUGCAUCUAUCUCUUCUUUUAAACAGCUCUCUUCUUCUCCCCUCUCUCACUCAUUCUCUCUCUUUCUAUUCACUGCAUCUAUCUCUUCUUUUAAACAGCUCUCUUCUUCUCUCUCCCCUCUCUCUAUCUCUUCUUUUUCUCUCUCUCUUUCUAUUCCUGCAUCUAUCUCUUCUUUUAAACAGCUCUCUUCUUCUCCCCCUCUCUCACUCAUUCUCUCUCUCUUUCUAUUCACUGCAUCUAUCUCUUCUUUUAAACAGCUCUCUUCUUCUCCCCCUCUCUCACUCAUUCUCUCUCUCUUUCUAUUCACUGCAUCUAUCUCUUCUUUUAAACAGCUCUCUUCUUCUCCCCCUCUCUCACUCAUUCUCUCUCUCUUUCUAUUCACUCUCUCUUCUUCUCCCCCCUCUCUCCUCAUUCUCUCUCUCUUUCUAUUCCUGCAUCUAUCUCUUCUUUUAAACAGCUCUCUUCUUCUCCCCCUCUCUCCUCAUUUCUCUCUCUUUCUAUUCACUGCAUCUAUCUCUUCUUUUAAACAGCUCUCUUCUCUCCCCUCUCUCCUCAUUUCUCUCUCUUUCUAUUCACUGCAUCUAUCUCUUCUUUUAAACAGCUCUCUUCUUCUCCCCCCUCUCUCACUCAUUCUCUCUCUCUUUCUAUUCACUCUCUCUUCUUCUCCCCUCUCUCACUCAUUCUCUCUCUCUUUCUAUUCACUCUCUCUUCUUCUCCCCUCUCUCUCACUCAUUCUCUCUCUCUUUCUAUUCCUGCAUCUAUCUCUUCUUUUAAACAGCUCUCUUCUUCUCCCCUCUCUCCUCAUUUCUCUCUCUCUUUCUAUUCCUGCAUCUAUCUCUUCUUUUAAACAGCUCUCUUCUUCCCCUCUCUCCUCAUUCUCUCUCUUUCUAUUCACUGCAUCUAUCUCUUCUUUUCAGCUCUCUUCUCCCCCUCUCUCACUCAUUCUCUCUCUCUUUCUAUUCACUGCAUCUAUCUCUUCUUUUAAACAGCUCUCUUCUUCUCCCCCCCUCUCCCAUUCUCUCUCUCUUUCUAUUCCUGCAUCUAUCUCUUUUAAACAGCUCUCUUCUUCUCCCCUCUCUCCUCAUUCUCUCUCUUUCUAUUCACUCUCUCUUCUUCUCCCCCUCUCUCACUCAUUCUCUCUCUCUUUCUAUUCACUGCAUCUAUCUCUUCUUUUAAACAGCUCUCUUCUUCUCCCCCUCUCUCACUCAUUCUCUCUCUUUCUAUUCACUGCAUCUAUCUCUUCUUUAAACAACUCUCUUCUUCUCCCCUCUCUCACUCAUUCUCUCUCUCUUUCUAUUCCUGCAUCUAUCUCUUCUUUUAAACAGCUCUCUUCUUCUCCCCUCUCUCACUCAUUCUCUCUCUUUCUAUUCACUGCAUCUAUCUCUUCUUUUAAACAGCUCUCUUCUUCUCCCCCCCUCUCUCCUCAUUCUCUCUCUUUCUAUUCACUGCAUCUAUCUCUUCUUUUAAACAGCUCUCUUCUUCUCCCCCUCUCUCACUUAUUCUCUCUCUUUCUAUUCACUGUAUCUAUCUCUUCUUUUAAACAGCUCUCUUCUUCUCCCCCUCUCUCACUCAUUCUCUCUCUUUCUAUUCACUGCAUCUAUCUCUUCUUUUAA